GUCCUGUUUGCCGCUGGUUUGUUAUUGAUAGAAAUCUGGUUCGCUUUCUUGGUCUACAAAAAUGUCCAUUGAAAUUGAAUCCGCGGACGUUAUUCGUCUGAUUCAACAGUAUCUGAAAGAGUCGAACCUUCACAAAACGCUGCAAACGCUGCAGGAAGAGACGGGUGUUUCGUUGAAUACGGUGGACAGUGUUGAGGGAUUUGUUUCGGACAUACAUAAUGGCCACUGGGAUACCGUGUUGAAAGCCAUCCAGUCCUUGAAACUACCGGAUAAAAAGCUGGUCGACCUGUACGAGCAAAUUGUGCUGGAGCUAAUAGAGCUGCGGGAACUCGGAGCGGCCCGUUCGCUUCUGCGCCAGACGGAUCCCAUGAUCAUGCUGAAACAACAGGAAGCCGAACGAUACAUCCACCUGGAGAAUAUGCUACAGCGGGCAUACUUUGACCCAAGAGAAGCGUAUCCAGAGGGUUCAAGUAAAGAAAAACGGCGCGCCGCUAUAGCAACGGCGCUGGCCGGUGAAGUUUCCGUCGUACCAUCUUCCAGGCUGUUGGCGCUGUUAGGGCAGGCGCUGAAAUGGCAGCAACACCAGGGUUUGUUACCACCCGGAACAACUAUCGAUUUGUUCCGUGGUAAAGCGGCCAUCCGUGACCAGGAGGAUGAAUCGUAUCCAACGCAACUCGCGCGCCAGAUCAAAUUCGGCCAAAAGUCGCACGUCGAGUGUGCCAUGUUUUCACCGGACGGACAGUACCUCGUGACCGGUAGUGUGGAUGGUUUCAUCGAGGUGUGGAACUUCACGACCGGAAAGAUACGUAAGGAUUUGAAGUAUCAGGCGCAGGACAACUUUAUGAUGAUGGAGCAAGCCAUCCUUUCGAUGGCAUUCUCGCGUGACUCAGAAAUGCUUGCCACCGGGUCCAACGAUGGUCAGAUUAAGGUGUGGAAGCUGAUUACGGGCCAAUGUUUACGGAGGUUCGAAAAAGCCCACUCCAAAGGUGUAACCUGUCUUCACUUUUCCCGCGACAACAGCCAAAUAUUGACGGCUUCGUUCGACCACCUUAUACGGUUAUACGGUUUAAAGUCCGGCAAAAUGUUGAAAGAGUUUCGGGGGCACUCGUCGUUCGUGAAUGAGGCGGCAUUCUCACCCGAUGGCCAUCACGUGCUCAGUGCGUCCUCCGAUGGAACGGUAAAAGUUUGGUCGCUAAAGACAACGGAAUGCAUUUCAACGUUCAAGGCCCUGGGCACCCAUUUGGCCGUUAAUUCCGUAUUGAUUUUACCGAAAAAUCCGGAACACUUCGUAGUGUGCAAUCAUUCGAACACGGUAGUCAUCAUGAACAUGCAGGGUCAGAUCGUACGAUCCUUUUCAUCCGGUAAGCGAGAAGGCGGUGCAUUCAUCUGUGCCACCAUAUCGCCGAGAGGGGAGUUUAUCUACUGCGUCGGUGAAGAUCUGGUGCUCUACUGUUUUUCCGUCACCUCGGGAAAACUGGAACGUACGUUGAAUGUCCACGAAAAGGACGUUAUCGGUUUAACGCAUCAUCCGCACCAGAAUCUGCUAGCUACGUACGCAGGUGAUGGGCUGCUGAAAAUGUGGAAACCAUAAAUUUACGAUUUUCUAAUCGAAUUGAUAAGUAUAAUAAAGUAAUGAUCUA
Molecule: messenger RNA, 1640 nt
Organism: Anopheles aquasalis
Lineage: Eukaryota; Metazoa; Arthropoda; Insecta; Diptera; Culicidae
Gene: Smu1
Product: Smu1 spliceosomal factor
Biological process (GO): mRNA splicing, via spliceosome
Molecular function (GO): protein binding
Source: RefSeq, a predicted model, not a curated record